AGGUACAAACACCGACCCGUCCCCUUCUUUCCCUCCCCCACCGCCGGCCGUCGCCUGCUCGCCACCGGAGGCACGCGGCCGCCGCGCAGUUCGCCGGGGAAAAGAUCUGUUUAGCGAACUUAAGCUGGUGGAGAUUUGGCGAGUCACGCGUCAAAUUUACGUACCGCAUACCGAUGGACAACUCUCAGAGUCAGCCAUUACCUCCUGGUGUUGGAGCAUGGCAGCCGCCACCUUCAAAUCAUCCUCCACAGUUGCAGCAUCCUCCACAAUUUCAGCAUCACCCACAAUUUCAGCAUCCUUCACAAUUUCAACCUACUCCACGCCCACAUGCUUAUCCAACACCAUAUGACACCAGACCCAAUGGCGGUAACAAUCAAAAUGGAGCAAACAUGUACUAUGCAACACAACCUUUUCAUCCUAGCCCACAUCCACAUGCUUAUCCAACACCAUACGGCACCAGACCCAAUAAUGGCAGCAAUCAAAAUACAGCAGGCCCCUUCUAUGCCACACAGCCUAUCAUGCCUUUCGCUCCCGCUCAAAGUACUCCUAGUGUUACCGCAGAAGCUGGGAAUGGGCAACCAGAUCUCAAGGGCCAUCAGAGUGCUCAUGGGGUUGCCAACCAUAAUGGAAGUGCAGCAAACAUCGAAUCUGCUGUCCAAGAGGCUAUUCUUCACGAACAGGACAUUGAGACGCAGCAAGUAAUACAAAAUCAAAGGCAAGCAAAAUCAACAAACGACCCGGCAGAAUAUGGGGAAGACAUACUUUCGACCCGGCGCGACCCUAAUGCACUGAAGGAACACUUGCUGAAGAUGACGGUUGACCAUCGCGCAGAGAUGGCAAAUAAAAGGGGAAAGUCACUUCAUCCAGAUAAUGGCAAUGUUGAAAUUGGCAAUGGCUAUGGUGUACCAGGAGGUGGUGCUUAUUAUGCUGGAAAUUUGUCAAGUGCUCAAAUGAAUAAACCAAAAGAUGAUGCUGAGAAAGCGAAAGGUGAUGACGGUCUUCCCGAGUUUCUGAAGCAGAGGUUAAAAGCAAGGGGAAUUCUUAAAGACAAGGAAACAAAUGAUAACAGCAUGGCUAAACAAAAUGCAGAUCCUCAAGAAGGCCACAACAAAUCUGCCCAAGAGUUACCUCCUGGUUGGGCUGAGACGAAGGAUCCAACGACUGGUGCUUCUUAUUUCUACAACCAAAGCACCGGAGUGACCCAAUGGGAUCGUCCUGGUGGUACCGUGAAUACCGUGCAGCAUCAAGCUGCUCCAUCAUUGCCAGAAAAUUGGGAGGAGGCACUUGACAAAUCAACAGGCCAGAAAUACUACUAUAACACAAAGACACAGGCAACACAAUGGGAGCCACCUACUUCUGUGAACCCAGUUAUUGUGCCACAAGCAUCCACCAUUGUUGCAGUUCAGCCGAUCACUCAAAAUACUGAUCUUUGGAACCCUCAGAUACAAAGAUGUUCAGGCUGUGGUGGCUGGGGAGUCGGUCUUGUCCAGCCGUGGGGAUAUUGCAAUCACUGCACAAGGGUUCAAAAUCUGCCUUUUCAACAGUAUCCGUCUUACUCGAACAAUAUCGUGCCCUCAAGUGGCACCAAUGCUCCCAAAAGUCAAGGAAACAUUGCAGCUAAGGACAGAUCAAAUUCAAAACCCCCUUCAGGUAAAGCAAACAAAAAAGAUAACCGAAAAAGAGGUCGCGCUGAGGAGGAUGAGCUUGACCCAAUGGAUCCAAGCUCCUACUCAGAUGCUCCACGGGGUGGCUGGGUUGUUGGCCUGAAAGGCGUACAGCCACGAGCAGCGGAUACAACUGCAUCUGGACCUCUGUUCCAACAAAGACCGUAUCCCUCACCCGGCGCCGUGUUGAGGAAAAAUGCGGAGGCGGCAUCCAGCGGCAGCAAGAAACGCGGUGGUAUGGCUGCGAUCAGCAAAAGAGGGGAUGGCAGUGACGGGCUCGGGGAGGCAGAUUAAGCUUCUCAGCGAGGUUUCUCCGCAUCGAGUAGAUCCCGGUGGCUUUCACUCCUUUUGGAAGUUGUUGAAACUUUGGCCGACUGGUAGCUUACAAGCUAGAAAGAGGCAGAUUAUCAGCUGUAAAUUAUUACCAGGAGCAAGUCCAGUGUCGGAGAGGAGAGGCUAGUGCAGUGUGAGGUCACCUGAGAAGGUUUGCGCCUUAUCAGCCGAUAAAACUAAUAUCACGAGGGAGUUCACUGCUGUUCAGGCUACCGCAAUGUGAGCUCAGUAGUUCACUGUGGUUGUUGCCUACAGUACAAAAAAGUGUGGCCAUGGUAUGACAUGCUUGAGUUCUGUGAGAUUGGUAAUGGAAACUGUAAGGUGAUUUUUUUUUUUGGGGGGGGGGGGGGGGGGGUUCAUGCAAAUGUGCAAAUUUGGAUAUAUGAACAAUUGAUGGUUGACAUGGCGAAAGAGGCUCGGAUAGAGUACUUGAUGUAUGAUAAUUCAUGUGUGCAUGUUAUUAUUUACUGAAAUUAUUGUCCUGUUGAAUUUA
This is a messenger RNA of Hordeum vulgare subsp. vulgare (domesticated barley), 2490 nucleotides long. RefSeq lists its product as uncharacterized. Gene Ontology annotation, cellular component: nuclear body; cytoplasm. NCBI's taxonomy places the organism in Eukaryota, Viridiplantae, Streptophyta, Magnoliopsida, Poales, Poaceae. The coding region runs from base 174 to 1958 and encodes 594 amino acids. The transcript has 14 exons. Gene Ontology annotation, molecular function: ribonucleoprotein complex binding; protein binding. The record is from RefSeq and is a predicted model, not a curated record. Gene Ontology annotation, biological process: alternative mRNA splicing, via spliceosome.